Molecule: messenger RNA, 1155 nt
Organism: Eptesicus fuscus (big brown bat)
Lineage: Eukaryota; Metazoa; Chordata; Mammalia; Chiroptera; Vespertilionidae
Gene: DNAJC30
Product: DnaJ heat shock protein family (Hsp40) member C30
Exons: 1
Coding region: 15-695 (226 amino acids)
Source: RefSeq, a predicted model, not a curated record
CAGAUCCAUGCAAGAUGGCAGCCAGACACGAUCUGAGGUGGCCGCGGUUGUUUCUGUGGAGCUUGUGGCAGGGUCGGGGGCCUCCACAAAGUCGGGUGUCAUGCCUGGGCGUAGAAGCGAGGACUUACUCCCGGGGCGACGGCCCGUACUCGCGCACGGCGCUGUAUGAGCUGCUCGGCGUCCCCCCCACGGCCACGCAGGCGCAAAUCAAGGCCGCCUACUACCGGCAAAGCUUCCUCUACCACCCGGACCGCAACUCCGGGAGCGCCGAGGCUGCCGAGCGCUUCACGCGCAUCUCCCAGGCUUACGUGGUGCUGGGCAGUGCCACUCUGCGCCGCAAGUAUGACCGCGGCCUGCUCAGCGACAUGGACCUGCGCGGACCUGGCGUCCGUCCCUCCACGACGCCCUCGGCGGACUCCGGCUCGGCCCGCACCCCUUCGCCCGCCUCUCGUACCUACAGUUCUGGUCAGGCCGCGCCGGGCGCCAACCGCACUAUGUUCAACUUUGACGCCUUCUACCAGGCGCACUACGGAGAACAGCUGGAGCGUGAGCGCCGCCUCAGGGCCCGGCGAGAGGCCCUUCGCAAGCAGCAGGAGGAUCGGGCUAAGAAGGGCUUCAGCUGGGACGACAUCCGAGACACAACUUUAGUCGUCCUUCUCCUCACAAUCUUCAUCGUCAUAGGCAUUCGUUCUUAGUCGAGAGAGAAGGAAAGGGGAGCAGCCCCCCCCCCCAGCCACACCCCCAGAAAAUGGCCUUUCCUGUCUUGAACCCUUCGCUUUCCACAGUCUACCUCUGCUGGGGUCCGAAGGAACCGCUCUCCCCCUUCGCUUCCCCACUCGCCCAGCUUAGCCUUUGACCUGCAUGCACAUGCUCGCCCUGCGGUCCAGAAAAAGGAGGCCCAAGAAGGAGAUCCCAACAUGAACAGCCCUGAAAGCCUGAGUGAAGAGUUUUCCGUUAGUCCCUCGGGUGCCUGCUUCCAGAGGUUGCCUUCCUGAUGUUGUCGGCUUCUGGAACACUGGGCUCUGGCUUUAUUGUCAAGCUCUGAGCAAAGAAAUGUCUGCUCCUGCCCCAUGUUUGUGCUGUGGAGCUCUGUACCUUGAAACGUGCAAUGUGACCCAUUGUUAGCUGCCAAAAGAAAAAUUCUGAGGUGUGCAA